Molecule: messenger RNA, 7760 nt
Organism: Xiphophorus couchianus (Monterrey platyfish)
Lineage: Eukaryota; Metazoa; Chordata; Actinopteri; Cyprinodontiformes; Poeciliidae
Gene: pxdn
Product: peroxidasin
Exons: 24
Coding region: 80-4795 (1571 amino acids)
Biological process (GO): response to oxidative stress
Molecular function (GO): heme binding; protein binding; peroxidase activity
Source: RefSeq, a predicted model, not a curated record
GUGUGUGGGUGUGGGUGUGUGUGUGCUGGAGCGGGGCAGCUGGCGCUCUCAGCUCUCUGCUCGGUUCUCACUGCUGGAAAUGGCGAUCCGGGCUGGCCAGCUCCGUUCUCCGCGUCUCCUGCUGGCGCUUUUCGCGCUUAUCGCCUGCGGACCGCAGUCUGCGCUUUGCUGUCCGAGCCGCUGCUUGUGUUUCCGAACCACAGUGAGAUGUAUGCAUUUGAACCUGGAAACCGUGCCGGCUGUGUCUCCGCAGACAACCAUUCUAGACCUGAGAUUCAACAAAAUCAAGGAUUUACAACCAGGCUCCUUCAGGCGAUUAACGAACCUCAACACACUUCUCCUCAACAACAAUCAUAUACGAAGGAUUCCCAGGGGAGCGUUUGAAGACCUAGAAAACCUCAAGUAUCUCUAUUUGUACAAGAAUGAAAUCCAAUCAAUUGACAGACAAGCAUUUAAGGGCCUUGUCUCUCUUGAGCAACUCUACCUGCACUUCAACAGCAUCGAUUCUUUGGAACCGGAAUCCUUCAGCCAUCUGCCGAAGUUGGAACGACUGUUUUUGCACAAUAACAGAAUAACACAGCUCAUCCCAGGAACCUUCGCUCAUCUGCAGUCCAUGAAACGAUUGCGGCUGGACUCUAACGCUUUAAGUUGUGACUGUGAGCUGCUGUGGCUGGCCGACCUACUGAAGCAGUACGCCGAGUCAGGAAAUGCCCAGGCUGCUGCCACCUGCGAGCAUCCCAGUCGACUACAGGGCCGAUCGGUGGCCACCCUCACUGCUGAGGAGCUCAAUUGCGAGGUACCAAGGAUUACCUCAGAGCCCCGGGAUGUCGAUGUUACAUCAGGAAACACUGUUUACUUCACCUGUAGGGCUGAGGGAAACCCCAAACCUCAGAUUAUCUGGCUCAGGAACAACAAUGCUUUAAAUAUGCGAGAUGACAAUCGUCUGAACCUCCUGGAAGAUGGGACUCUGAUGAUUCAAGACACCAGAGAGACUGACCAGGGAGUUUACCAAUGCAUGGCCAAGAAUGUAGCUGGGGAAGUCAAGACUUCAGAGGUCACUCUUCGAUACUUUGGAGCCCCCUCCCGGCCAAGUUUUGUCAUUCAACCCCAGAACACGGAGGUGCUGGUGGGUGAGAGCGUGACCCUGGAAUGCAGCGCCACUGGUCAGCCACAGCCAAGAGUCACAUGGACGAAGGGUGACCGCACGCCAUUGCCUAGUGACACUCGCAUCAACAUCACUCCAUCUGGGGGGCUUUACAUCCAGAAUGUUGUCCGAGAGGAUGGAGGACUAUACACAUGCUUCGCCUCCAAUAAUGUGGAUACCAUACAUGCUACAGCACGCAUCAUUGUCCAAGCGACUCCCCAGUUUACCGUCACACCACAGGACCAGUCAGUUUUGGAGGGUGACACCGUGGAUAUUCCCUGCGAGGCGAGCGGUUACCCAGAGCCAGUGAUUGUCUGGACUCGAGGUGGAAAUUUACUACCUUCUGACCGACGACAUGCAAUUCUGCCUGCUGGUACCCUCCAUAUAACUCGUGUUGCGACCCAUGACGAAGGCCAGUACGAGUGUGAGGCAGUGAGUCCAGUGGGGACAGUGCGCGCAACUGUGCAGCUCAACAUUGAGCAAAGAGCAACCCCCCAGUUCACCAUAACGCCACAGGACCAGUCAGUCUUGGAGGGUAAUACGGUGGAUUUCCCCUGUGUGGCAAGCGGUUAUCCAACACCACUGAUCAUAUGGACUCGAGGUGGAAGUCCUCUUCCCUCAGACCGCCGCCACGUCAUCCUGGCCUCCGGUACGCUCCGCAUCACUCGGGUUGCUGCACACGAUGAGGGCCAGUAUGAAUGUGAGGCGGUGAGCACGGUGGGAACAGUCCGCACCACUGUGCAGCUUAGCAUCGAGCAAAGAGUAACGCCUGUUUUCACAAAUGCUCCAAGGGACCUGACUGUGGAGUCUGGUCAGGAUGUGCAGAUUUCCUGCAGUGCUCGGGGCCAGCCGCGCCCGGUCCUCACCUGGAACAAGGAUGGUGUUCAGAUAACAGAGAGUGGCAAGUUUCACAUCAGUGAAGAAGGUUACCUGGAGGUGAAAGAUGUUGGCACUGCAGAUGCUGGACGCUAUGAAUGUGUUGCCCGGAACCCCAUUGGAUACCAGGCUGCUCGAAUGGUGCUUACAGUCACAGUGCCUGCUAUCAGCCGAGAGGGAGACACAUUUGUGACCACAUCCAUAGAGCAGGCCAUCCGUACUGUGGACAGUGCAAUUGAGUCCACAAGGAGACGUCUCUUUGACGGUCAGCCUCGUACUCCAGGAGAGCUGCUCGCUCUUUUCCGAUAUCCACGUGAUCCCUACACGGUGGAGCAGGCUCGUGCCGGGGAGAUCUUUGAGCAGACUCUUCUGCUCAUCCAAAACCACGUCAACCAGGGUCUCAUGGUGGACACCAACGGUACCGCAUUUCGCUACAACGAUCUGGUAUCACCCCGGUUUCUGGAAAUGAUUGCUAAUCUCUCUGGCUGCACAGCCCAUCGCCGCAACAACAACUGCUCAGACAUUUGCUUCCACCAGAAGUACCGUAGCCAUGAUGGGACCUGCAACAACCUGCAACACCCCAUGUGGGGUGCCUCACUCACUGCGUUUGAACGUCUCCUGAAGCCAGUUUACGACAAUGGCUUCAACCUGCCCAGAGGAACCACAGACAGGGUUCAUAAUGGUUAUCGACUGCCCCUGCCUAGGCUGGUGUCCACCACAAUGAUUGGAACAGAGACCAUCACUCCUGAUAAUCGCUACACUCACAUGCUGAUGCAGUGGGGUCAGUUCCUGGACCACGACUUGGACUCCACAGUAGUGGCCCUGAGUCAGGCUCGGUUUUCUGAUGGCCAGCUGUGUGCUCAGGUCUGCACGAAUGACCCGCCGUGCUUUCCAAUCCAGUUCCCACCCAAUGACCAGCGGCAGCUGCGAAGCGGUGCUCGCUGCAUGUUCUUUGUCCGUUCCAGCCCAGUAUGCGGUAGCGGGAUGACAUCCCUGCUCAUGAAUAGUGUUUAUCCCAGAGAACAGAUCAACCAAAUCACCUCCUACAUUGACGCCUCUAAUGUCUACGGCAGCUCACGACAUGAAUCAGAGCAGAUUCGUGACAUGGCCAGCCACAGGGGGCUUCUUCGUCAAGGGAUCAUACAACGAACAGGGAAGGCACUUCUUCCAUUUGCCACAGGACCGCCUACUGAGUGCAUGAGGGAUGAGAACGAGAGUCCAAUCCCUUGCUUCUUGGCUGGAGAUCACCGUGCCAAUGAACAACUUGCCUUGACUUCUAUGCACACUGUGUGGUUAAGGGAGCACAACCGCAUCGCUACAGAACUGCUAAGACUGAAUCCCCACUGGGACGGCGACACCAUCUACCACGAGACCAGAAAAAUAGUGGGGGCUCAGAUGCAACACAUCACCUACAAUCAUUGGUUACCAAAGAUACUUGGUGAAGCAGGCAUGAGGAUUUUAGGGCCGUACACCGGUUAUGACCCCAAUGUUAACGCUGGCAUCUUCAAUUCGUUCGCCACAGCAGCUUUCCGCUUUGGACAUACCCUCAUCAACCCAAUACUCUAUAGGUUAAAUGAACACUUCGAACCUAUCACCCAGGGUCACAUAUCACUGCACCGGGCCUUCUUCUCUCCUUUCCGCAUCGUGAAUGAGGGAGGCAUCGACCCGCUCCUUCGUGGACUGUUUGGGGUUGCUGGCAAGAUGCGCGUUUCCACCCAACUGCUGAACACUGAGCUGACUGAGAAGUUAUUUUCUAUGGCCCAUGCUGUGGCACUGGAUCUGGCUGCCAUGAAUGUUCAGAGAGGAAGGGAUCAUGGCAUACCACCAUACAAUGACUACAGGACAUUUUGUAACCUGACCUCCGCUCAGACUUUUGAUGACUUGAAGAAUGAAAUCAAAAACCCUGAUGUCAGAGAAAAACUACGAAGGCUAUACGGUACGCCUCUCAACAUUGACUUGUUCCCAGCCCUGAUGGCUGAAGAUCUGGUCCCUGGCAGUAGAUUGGGUCCUACCCUCAUGUGUCUGCUCGCAAUGCAAUUCAAGCGUGUCCGAGAUGGAGACCGGUUCUGGUAUGAAAACCCAGGUGUGUUCACUCCUGCACAGCUGACACAGCUUAAGCAAGCGUCCUUAGCUCGAGUUGUGUGUGACAAUGGAGACAAUAUCACCCGGGUCCAGAGGGAUGUGUUCGCAGUUUCCGACCUGCCCCACGGAUACGGAAACUGUGAUGAUGUUCCUCAGAUCGACUUGCGAAUGUGGCAGGAUUGCUGUGAAGACUGCAGAACCAAGGGUCAGUUCAAUGCUCUGUCAUACCACUUCAGGGGACGAAGAUCAGCUGAGCACAGCUACAAGGAGGAGGAACAUGACAGCAGCAUUCAGGACACAAGCCCUCUGGAAGAAGCUCAAAACAGUCUUUCAAAUGUCACUUUGAGCUCCAAGUUGAGCAGUGAACCUUCAGUUGGUGACUUCCAGGAGUUUGUCUCAGACAUGCAGAAGACCAUCACAAGCUUAAGGAAACAGAUUAAGAAACUGGAAGCUCGUCUACACAAAUCCACCUGCACAGACGGCGAGGGGCGCGAGCGGACAGAUAGAGAGCGCUGGAGAAAGGACUCGUGCUCGACGUGUGAAUGCAGAGAUGCCCAGGUGACCUGCUUCAUCGAGUCGUGUCCAACUGCGGAGUGCAAACAGCCCAUCAAGCUAAAAGGUGCCUGCUGCCCUGUGUGCCUUCAGGAAGAAGAUGACAACAAGAGGCAAAAAGCUGACACCCACCACAAGUAACUUUCAGGACCCUCCCCAACAACCUCACACCUUGACAAUCUAGUGUCUGAAAUCCACAGAAAAUCAGACAAAUCAAGAGAGGAGAUGGGACUGACUCAUAGCCAUGGGUGACCUCGACAAACAAAACAGCCUCUCAGUUUGUUUGUUUUUUAUCAGGGGAGCAAUUUUUGUUUUUCUCUUGUUUUCAAAUUUGUCUGGCAUUCAGUUUGAAAUUGUUCAGCAAUAAGUCAACACUCACUCCAUGGAUUUACUUCUGUAGCAAUGAAUAGAUUAAUGGAUUAUAUAAACAGGAUGGAGAAAAGCUGUCCUCUGACACUGAGGUGCUGUUUGCUCUCAAUGGGAAAAUGCAGGACCAGCUGCCAUUGACAAGCAGGAAAGGGAAGUGGAUGGAAAGGCAGCAGUUGUCUCAAAAUUUUUUUCUCAGGUUAGAGAUGCCGAAAAACUGGUGCUAUUUCCCUGUUUUUACUCCAAGAUAAUCUCUAAAUACGAACCUUAAAGUAUUAUCGUUUGUAUACAAAGCCACCUAUAUACAUGCAAUAUGUCUUUUAUUGAUACAUCAGACUUGAGUGGAUUAUUUUAUUCAAGGACUUUUAUUGAAUAAUUGUCUUUUUAUUCUCUGGUGCUUUAUAUUGUUGCUUUUUACCCUUUUUUUCUAUGUAAAUGCUUAUAUGUGAAAAUAAUGUGAAGCCCUGCAAAAAUGUUUGUAAUGCAAAAGAAACAUGUCUACUGAUACCUGCUCUUCCGUUCGUGGGAUACCUUUUUCGUCUCUCUCCUGGGCCUCAGGUGAGGUGGUGCAGGGAGGCACUCAUCUGUGGAGGAAACCCGACUCAUCUCCUGCAGCAAUGUCCUCUUCAACUCUACGGGUCUGUCUCAAUAAAUUAGAUUAGCAUCAAAAAGUAAAUUUAUAUCAGUAGGAACAUUAGAAGCAUUUAUCUCUGUGCAUUUUUAUGAUCAUGGGGUAAUAAAAACCCAAAAUUGUGUUCCUCAGAAAAAUAGAAUCUUACCUGAUUUUGAUGUUCAGUGUAUGCACUCAUUACAUGGCUGGGGCUCAGUUUGCAUGAAUUAUCGACGUGGUGUGGUAUGCAGGAGAUCAAUCUGUGGUUCUGCUGAGGUGUUUAGGAGGCUCAGGUGGCUUUCAGAGUAACCUUCAAAUUGUUUGCAUUUUUAGAUCUGGUGUCUCUCAUCUUCUGUAAGAGAAUGUCACAUGGAUCUCUAUGAGGUUUAAAUCAAAUUUGUCAGCAGGCUAAUCAAUAACAUUGAUAUCAAGGUCAUUGAGCUUUUGACUUUGUUACUGGUUCUGGAGUGGCUUUGAACAAGGAAUACAUUACCUUAAGUUUAUGCAUCUUUUCCUAUCAUAUUUUUUUCUUCCACCCAAUGUUGAAAUAAUAUUCUUGGAUACAGCCGUGUAUGAAAAGCCAGCUUGUUUAGCAAUGACUUUUUGUCGCUAAUCAUCUUUGUGAGUGUGUACUGACACCUGUCAGGUCAACCAUCUUCACAAUGAUUGUGAAGCCAGGGUUUCUCAAAGAGUGAUAAAGUUGAAAUACUUUUUAUUGCAACUUUUGAUUUUAUUGAAAUAAAUAGCAAAAAUACAACAACAAAAAAAAAAAUACUGCAAUACAGUUUUACAUCCAUAUCACCAAUCUCUACUUUUAAGCCUUAGUCAUCAAAGUGAACAAAAAUAAACACUCAUAACAUGUCAUCUAAUGUGUAAUGAAUCUACAAGUUGUAUUUUGAAUUGACGAAUUGAACAUUUUUAGCUUAUGAUAAAUUAGUAUUCAAAAUUUUUGAGAUGCACCUGUUUUUGUGCUUCUGGAAAGCAGUGAACCAAUAUAUGCUUGUACAUCUGUAAAGUUGUGAACUUCCUCCCAAUGUCUUUUCCUCAACUUCUAAAGCCAAAAAUAGUAUUGCGGAAUACCUUACAUUAUGUAAUUAGCAUAUAUGAAACUAUGUAUGGAUGUUGUAAAAAAAUCUGGAUGCAGCCUUUGGUACUGCUAAUUUUACUGUGGCAGUAUUCACUUUUCAGCUGCUUAUGGGUUUUUUUUUCUUACACAUUCAAUUUUUAUUCAUAACUACAAAGGUCUGUCUGUUUCUCUGGUGCGCCAGUUUUUACAAGGACAUGCUUGCAUACAUUAUUUAGUCUUUAACGUCAACUCCUCCUUUCCUUUAAAUUUGUUUUCUCUCUCUCAUUUUUCUCCAAGGACAGUUUUCACUGUAUGGAAUGCUGACCCCGCUCUUGUUUUUUUUGCCAUAUUGAAGAUUUGAGUCUGAACUGACGUCACUUCGUAGAGUGCAGACUCUCUCUCCCUCCAGCCCUCUGACCCUCAUUCCACUGUAAUAGAAGCCAUAUGAGAGGGGGAGUGAGGGUGAUGAUGGGGGAGGGGCAAUUUCAUGAUUGAAAUUGUACAAUGAUGAAAUUGCCAGUACAGUAUGUACUGUACAUGUAAAAAUACCACUCAUUAUUCAUCAUGCACUGGCUUGCAUUGUCUGAUUGUGUUGUACUUCCAAGUGCCUCUUCAUAUUGGUUCUUUUUGAAGCAAGCAUCUGUCACUGAGAACAAAUAGUACUCACCAGUAUUUUAAUGGUUUCAGAUGACUUGGUGGCUUCAGUCACACUGGUAUCAUAUGCUUGCACAUUUUUGUAUGUUUACAGUUUUUGUUUCUGCAGCAACAGACUAAAUGCAUUUUUUGGCAAGGGGCCAAAGCACUCCUUCACCAGUCUGCAUUGUAAUGUAUCUGGCUUAUUUGGUCAUUUUCAUUUUUCCCCUUUGAAAACUUUCCAGGCAUCAAUGGAAUGCACUGCCCUGCAAGACUGGACAUGUUUACCUACACUGUCCCGGCACCCAGCGGUCAACGAGGACGUACUAGAACCCAUCGUGACAGUUGUAUUGUACUUUUGCCAAAGAAUGGUUUGCACUGUAAUGUAUGCCUUUUAACAGUGAUAAUAAAAAAGCCACAUUUCAAUUACA